Molecule: messenger RNA, 3589 nt
Organism: Podarcis muralis (Common wall lizard)
Lineage: Eukaryota; Metazoa; Chordata; Lepidosauria; Squamata; Lacertidae
Gene: SOCS7
Product: suppressor of cytokine signaling 7
Biological process (GO): phosphatidylinositol phosphate biosynthetic process; intracellular signal transduction
Cellular component (GO): phosphatidylinositol 3-kinase complex
Molecular function (GO): 1-phosphatidylinositol-3-kinase regulator activity
Source: RefSeq, a predicted model, not a curated record
GAAGGAACAGCUGGGACUGGGAGAAAGUGCGCAGGAGGCGGAGGGAGGAGCGUCUGCGCGCGCGCAGCGUAGAGAGGAGCCGCAGCCGCGGACGGGCUGGUCACAUUGGAGAGCGCAUCAUCGGGCGCAUCAGCGGAAAGGGAAGUCGGAGGGCGUGCACACCCACUGCUCGGGCGGGCCCCUAAGCGACCAGGCAAGCAAGCAGGCAAGCGAAAGCCUUGAGCUUUUUUGGACAGCCGAUCUGGAUCCGGGGCCGGCCUCCCCGUCCAGCUUGCUUGGCGAGGCCCGCUCGCCUUUUGCUCCAUGCAAUGCACCGCCUCCCUUAGCGCGAUGCAGCGGGCCGGAGGAGGAGCAGCGGCGGCGGCGGCGGAGCCCGGAGGCGGCGGAGGCGGCGAAGCGGUUGCAGCGGCGGCGGCCUCGUACCGGGUGCUGAGCCGCUUGCUGGGCUACGGCGGGGCCGAGUCAGCCGCAGCCGGCUUGGCGCUCGGCGGAGCCGUCGGGGAAAGCUCCGCUGCCGUCGCCGGCGAUCGUGGAAGGGCAGGCGGGCUCCGAGGCUCGCAGCUGCUGGUCUUCCGCCCCGGCGAAGCGGGAGAGCCGUCGGGGGUUUCCCCGUCCGCCUGCCUGCCCACGCCUUCGACGCCUCGGCCGCCCUCGGAGCUGCUGUGCGCCAGGCACAGGUGCGCUCUCCUGGACGCGCCGAAAGGCGAGCCUGGAGGGGGACGAUGCUGGAGCGGAGCGGCUGGCGGCCUCCUCUUCCCCCCGGGGGCCGGCCUGGAGUUGCAGCUGGCCGCCUUGGGGCUACACCAGGCUCCCCCGACGGCCCCGGGAGGGCCGGGCAAGCCUCCCGGAGAUUGCCCGUGCCUGAGCCUCUUGCCUCCGCCGCCUCUCGCCCCUCCGCCCACGAUGCCCUUGUUGCCCCCGGGGGAAGAGACCAGCGACGCCCUGCUCGUGUUAGAAGCUCUCGGCCCCGACGAGGAAGACGAAGAGGAGGUGGAAGCGGCUGUCGGGCAGGCAGAUACCUCCAGCCCGGUCGUCGCGGCGGGUAGCCGCUUCCAAGCACCCGCUGCUGCAACCACCACGACCCCGGGUUCUCCUCCUCCACCACCUCCGGCAGGCCCGGUGCCCGCCGUCGGAGCCAACCGCCCGAGCUCCUCCGCCGCCCCCUCGAGGAAAGGCUCCUUGAAGAUUCGCCUGAGCCGCCUUUUCCGCACCAAAAGCUGCAGCGGAGCGUCGUGCAACCCAACAACCUCCGCUGGUGCACGUCGGGCCGGGGAGAGGGAGCUGCUGCAAGCCGCAGCCCCCCGAGCCACCUCCGGCACGGCAGGGAGCCUCCCCGAUGUGUCCCACCCUGGGUGUCGGGAGCAAGAGUCGGGCAGAAAACAGAGAUUGAUGCGAACGCAAAGUGCCUUUUCUCCAGUUGCUUUCGGUCCCCUCUUCACAGGUGAGACAGUGUCUUUGGUUGAUGUCGACAUCUCCCAGCGCGGUCUGACGUCCCCACACCCUCCGACGCCGCCACCUCCCCCACGGCGAAGCCUCAGCCUUUUGGACGAUAUCAGUGGGACACUGCCUACAUCUGUCUUAGUGGGUCCGAUGGGGUCUUCGUCCCUCCAGUCUUUUCCUCUGCCUCCGCCGCCUCCACCGCACGCCCCGGAUGCGUUUCCCCGGAUCAUCCCGAUCAGAGCACCAGAAGCGGUACACAGCCAACCUGCACAGCACCUCCAGUGCCCUCUCUACCGGCCUGACUCGAGCAGUUUUGCAGCUAGUUUGCGGGAGCUAGAAAAAUGCGGUUGGUACUGGGGACCAAUGAACUGGGAAGAUGCUGAAAUGAAGUUGAAAGGGAAACCUGACGGGUCCUUCUUGGUUCGUGACAGCUCCGAUCCUCGGUACAUCCUGAGCCUCAGCUUUCGAUCACAGGGUAUAACCCACCACACCAGAAUGGAGCAUUACAGAGGGACCUUCAGCCUUUGGUGCCACCCCAAGUUUGAAGACCGCUGCCAGUCCGUGGUGGAGUUCAUCAAGCGUGCCAUCAUGCACUCCAAAAAUGGGAAGUUCCUUUAUUUCUUGCGAUCCAGGGUUCCAGGUCUCCCUCCGACCCCUGUCCAGCUCCUCUAUCCCGUCUCUAGGUUUAGCAACGUUAAAUCGCUACAGCACCUUUGCCGCUUCCGGAUAAGGCAGCUGGUCCGCAUCGAUCACAUUCCAGAACUACCGCUCCCCAAGCCUCUGAUCUCGUACAUCCGCAAGUUCUACUACUACGACCCCCAGGAGGAGGUGUAUCUCUCCCUGAAGGAAGCUCAGCUUGUUUCCAAACAGAAGCAAGAGGCAGAGUCUUCAACGUAGCGAGGGCCCCCCCUCCCGCCUUGCUGCUGUCACCAAUGGAAUUCGGUCACCAGUAUCCUGUCGCUGUGGAAGCCGCGUUGGAGACGACUCCCGGCGCUUGCUUUCUGGCUGUUUCUUGGCCUCCAGAGAGGACCCAGGGCUUGAAAAGAAAGCACAGCUGUGCGCAGAGAAACAGGAGCCAUGACCCCAUCUGGUUCCAUAACGAUAUUUUGGAAUCUGCCGAAAACUGGACUGCAAGCUCCUGGAAACAUGGAGAAUGUCAUGAUAUUUUUCUUCUUAAAUUUAUAUUUUUUGGUGCUUCCCUCCCCCUCCCUCCCCUUUCUUCCAGCAUGGGAAAUAGUGAGCCGGUUUUUACAUUUUGUUGACCUGUCUGGCAUUUUUGGGCUGGGGGUGGGCUUUGGGGGGCUGGGGUUGAAGGUGCAGCAGACUCUUGAGACUUAGCGAGCCGAGAAAACAAACCAACCCCGGUGUUUCCCUGUCAAAUUGUCCUUGUGGGAGAACACUGCUUUUGAAAGCAGGGCCUGAGCCCAAGGUAUACCCAGCUGUAUCAAGCAGUUGUGUUGGGGAUGUAAGGCCAAAGGCAGAGGGGAGCAGAGGGGGGGGGUUGGGGAGGGCAGCGAAUGAUGAGCUGAGCUGUGGCUUCCUGCUCCAUAAGGAAGGCUGGGAUGGAGGAGCAAUCAGCUUGUUCAAACAAUGGAAAAUCGCCAUGGCAUUUUAAGGGGUGUUGGCUGGGCCUGGCCAGCUGGGCCAGAACGCUGUUGCCUUCCUUCUGAUGAAAAUGGGAUGCGGAUAGCAUUGUGAAGCUUUUUCCCCCACUGCAAGUGCUGUUAGCUGUCUGUCUCUGCCUUUUCCCUCCCGCCGCUAUUAACACAGGAGCUCCAAGCUGCUGUGGUUUAUUUCCUUAUAUCAGGUGGAAGUAAGAUGCAAAGCUGGGCACCUGAAGCCAGUUUCGGAGCUGCCCAUCUCAACCUGUCUCUCCGAAGAUCACCUGCUAGAUAAGUCAGACUUGGCCAAAGGAAAUGCCUCCUUGAAUCUUCUUAACAUGCGAAGCACCUUAGCCCCAGGCCCCGCUGUGCGAGUGGGAAGGAGAAAACGAAAGUCUGGAGUGAGCUUUCCAUGGUUUCCCGUCCAAGGAAGACAGAUAUUCUCAUCUUCUAGCCCUAGUGGGAAACUUGCUAAAUACAGAGAAAUAUUGUGUGUUGUCUUAAUGGUUCACCCCACAACAGCAAGGAGUGGGAUUUUUUUAAAAAAA